CGCGAUGUUCCUGUAAUAAAAAGGUUCUACGGUUUUGGACCGAUACGCGUUUUAAAUUUCAUUUCGGCUUCUUUAUUGCUAAUUCGUUAUGAUUUAUGUGAAUUUUUUUUUUUUAAUUUUAAAGUAAAUCUUCUCAAAGAAAUUCGUUAGGGACUUUUAUGACCGUUACUUGGUUACUCGCUUACUGACAAGUUGAAAUCUCUUUUAAGGAUGCAUAAAAAGAUAUAGUUUUUUGUGGGCGAUUAUCACAAGCGAGAUAAACUGCAUCUUUUACAUUCGUCGUUAUCGGUGGUGCUGACCUCAAGAAUUUCCAAGGCCGACCAGUGCUGUUUAAGAAGGAAAGGAUACUAAUACUUAUAUAUAGAAAAAAGAAGAAACCUCCAAUACCUGUAGCCGUUUCCAGUAGUUCUCUUGAAUGUUAAAAAUUUUGCAAAUAUCGCGUGGUCCAAAGGAAUUUUUGGUCCUUCGAGCCGUAUUAUAACUACGGAUUUGAGUGUUCCACCCUUCAUUGAGCAUCUGUUGCUGCGGAGGCACAUCUGUCAGUGGGACCAACUCGGAGGACGUGUGUUUCUUGUGUUGUGUGAAGUGCUGUUGAGGAUUUAUGACGUUUUAUUUGUUAUAAACUAUUUUUUUGAUUGGUUUGUUACAAUGGGAAAUCAUCCUUCGAAUCAUAUACCGCUGGAUAAACGUGAUGUAUCUAAAUUUGGGGAUCCACACACGAGACGGAGCCUCCGUUCUCCUCGGAAAAUGGACCGGUUACGAAGGUCUUUCAGAGAUUCGUUCCGAAGAAGAAAGGACCGAGUUCCGGAAAGUUCGAAGCCUCAUCAAUGGUCGGCGGAUGAAGCUGCAGUUAGAUCCGGUACUUGUACGUUUGCCGUAAAAUAUUUGGGAUGUGUGGAAGUUUUUGAUUCGAGAGGGAUGCAAGUUUGUGAGGAGGCACUCAAAGUCUUGAGAGUAGGCAGCGGUUCACGAAGAAGACCAAUCCGCGCAGUACUUCAUGUUAGUGGUGACGGUUUACGAGUUGUAGAAGAGGAAACCAAAGGAUUGAUUGUGGAUCAAACUAUCGAAAAAGUAUCUUUUUGCGCUCCGGAUAGAAACCACGAGAGAGGAUUUAGCUAUAUUUGUAGAGAUGGAACAACAAGAAGAUGGAUGUGUCAUGGCUUUUUAGCACUCCGUGAGUCGGGAGAGCGAAUGAGUCAUGCUGUAGGCUGUGCAUUUGCUGUAUGCUUGGAGAGGAAACAAAAACGGGACAAAGAAUGUGGGGUUACAAUGAUGUUUGAUGCCAAGAGUUCCACUUUUACACGAACAGGUUCAUUCAGGCAACAGAGUAUAACUGAAAGAGCAGUUGAUGUUGUAUCCGCUGCCAAAACAUCUCAGCAACCACAACAAGCGAACCCCUUUGCCAUCGAACGACCCCACGCCACUCCAAGUUUGUUGCAGCGUCAAGGAAGUUGUAGAGGAUUCAGUACUCUGGGUCAAAACUCACCAUUCAAGAGGCAGAUGUCAUUGCGAGUCAACGAAUUGCCCAGCAAUACCGCCCGUUUGAACCAAUACAAGUCUCCGACAUCUCCUCCCAGUAAUGGAUUGAAGGAAUUGAAACCAGCUUCACCGAUUCCUGAGGUUUCUCCAGCUGAUUCUGUUACAGCUCUUUGCCAGCAGCUCUCACAAGGUCUCAGCCAGCUGACCCACAGCGGGUCGGACGACUUUAAUUUUAACAACACCACUUCACUAAAUCAAAACACAGUUAAUCUGAACCUAACUACAAUGAACAGUACUUACAACCAGUCUAUAAAUUCUACUCCAACUGCCAACUCAACUGGUAUAUCGCCAGUCAAGUUAAGUUUUAGUCCAAACUUCAAUAGGAGCGCAACAGUGAAUACAAGUUCGAUAGUCCAGACCAAUUCCAUAGUAAAUUCGUCACCCAUAAGGAAUAGUACAAUUCGUUCACAAGCCGCCAGUAUUAGUUCCAGUUUGAAUACAAGUACAGCCUCUAGUACGGUUAGUAAUUUGCCUAAACCUGAGCAAUGGUUGGGACAGAUCGUAAAAAGUACUAGCCCUGUACCGGGACGAUUAGAAGGAUCUACACCUAAACGGACACCCUCAUUUGGAUCUCAUUCUAGAACAAUGAGCCUAGACACGGGUUCAGAAAGCUUUCGAUCAACAAAACCAGACCCAUUCGAUGCAGAAUGGGCGGAAAUAGCAGCACGACAAGGUUCCAGCAACACAAAUCCCUUUUUGAAUCCAGCCCCUACGCCUCCCAAAGCUUUCCAGAUCCAACUUUAGGCGAAUGUUGCAAUAUAAAAGUACAGUACAGUUAUCAGCAAAUUCGAUAUUUUAAAAUAAGUAGGUAUAGAAUUUUAAUGGCAGAUACAUGCCAUUCUAUCAGGAGAGUUUCACUGAAAACACAUAAAAAGAUGAGUAGCCUUUGAGAGUAGGUAGAAGAGUAAUUUUCCUGUUCACUUCUUUAAAAGAAUCGAUUCAUUAAUUUUUUUUAUCACCUAAACAUUUUUCAGUAUAGUUACACAAAAUUACAGGCUGCUAAAACUAUAUCUAUGAUAUUUUCAGUUUUUUUUUCGAGAGAAUGUGUUACUUAUAAAAUAAUUUGUUUAGAGAGAGUUUAUGACUAUUAUUGUUGUCUGUUGUAUUUAUUUGUUUAUAUGAAUCAGAAUAUUUGUCCUAAUUGUGUAGAGACUAUAUUUUCUCCAUAAGGUUUAAUCAAAGGAGUACUUAUAAAAAUGUGCUUAAAUCAAUUAAUUAAUUUGUAAUAUAGCCACUCAGAUACUUAAUUAGUUUUUCGAAAUAUUCAAAAGUUUAACAAUUUUUUAUGUUUCCUUUGGUCCACACAAAAAUGAGUGAUACCUAAUAACAUAUCUCAUUAAAGACGAAAUGGUCAUAAUGCCAGGACUGAAAGUUGCAAUUAUUGUACAUAAAUUUGAAAAAUGCGCAAGCAAAUAUUUUAUUGAGAAUUACGAACUAAAAAUAAUAUUUAUCUAGCAAUAAAAAAGUAAACGAAAAAUCAAGAUUGAUUAGCUCAAAUACGUGGUGUUUCGGUGUUUUCACACAAAAAUAUUUCCAUAUGGAGUAAGUAAAUGCACAUUAAUAUAAAAGAAUAAUAAGAAUUCAUUAUCGUUCCAAAUGUAUCUAUGCUUUAACUAGUAGAUAUGUUAGAAACAUGGAAUUUUGGAAAUUUUGCGCAAACUUAUCUACAAAACUACAGUAUAUUGAAAUAAUUAUUUCCGUAAAAUCUAAACCCUUUGGAUCGUUGGUGUUUCAUGGACUAUUUUUUCAUUCUGAAAUUUGCCCUCAAUCAAUUUUGCAAUUUUAUUUAGAUAAAAAAAGAUGCUUUGUUCCAUGUAACUAACUGACUCAAGGCGCCUGACCAAUGUUAAUUUAGAAUAGUGUUUAAAGAUGAAAAAUGUGAAUGGACUGCUAAAUUUGGACAAUAUUGUCGGUUGAGAUGGUUUUAACACCGUUUUCCUAUACAAUGCAUUUAUUAAUUUUUUCUCUUUGUUCCAAUUUAGCCAAAAAGCGUUUGGAAACGGUUGUGAAGAGAAAUGUCUGUUUUUUAACGUUUCAUGUCAAGAUUGGAACAAGUCUUUUUCCUCCAAUUGAUUUUAUGGCAUUUAUUGAUAGUAGGUAUUACUUUACUUAAUUUUUUAAAACAUCAUUCCAUGCAAAUAAUUUAUUAAUGGUACUUUACAACCAUAUUUUUUUUUUCUGAUUUUUUUGGUAGGGGAUGGUAAAUAUUGAAAUAUUGUGUGGUUUACAGAUUUCCUAACCCAACAAUAUUCCAUAAUUGUAACAGUAGAUGAGAUCAUGAAUGUAUGUACUUACUAUACCUAGUGAAAAAAACAAAAGUUUUUUUAGAAAAUAGUAGCCAGAAGCUAUAUAUUUCCUAUUUGUAUUUAUUUCCCCUUCAUUGAGCACGCAUUCGCUCUAAAACUGGCACAAUGUACUUAUAUGUAUGUAAACUUAAUUGUAUUAUAUCUAUGCAAUAUUAUUUCUUUUGUAAAUUAAUUAAUAUUAUAAGUAUUCUGUUUAA
This is a messenger RNA of Ceutorhynchus assimilis (cabbage seed weevil), 4042 nucleotides long. The record is from the annotation of a GenBank genome assembly. NCBI's taxonomy places the organism in Eukaryota, Metazoa, Arthropoda, Insecta, Coleoptera, Curculionidae.